AUGAGGGGCGCCCUGUCCCGACCGCUGCUGCUCCAGUUUGUGCUGCUGCUGCUGCUGCUGUCGCCUUCGAGGGACGGAGUGCGCGCCGCGCAGCCCCAGGCCCUGGGCUAUUUGAUCGCUGUGCCCUCUGUGUUCCGCCCGGGAGUGGAGGAAGUCAUCAGUGUGACCAUCUUUGAUUCCCCAAGGGAAGUCACCGUCCAGGCUCAGCUGGUGGCCCAGGGCCAGGCGGUGGCCCAGAGCCAGGGAGCUAUCCUGGAUAAAGGAACCAUCAAACUCAAGGUCCCCACGGGCCUCCGCGGCCAGGCGCUCCUGAGGGUGCAGGGCCACAGCCCGCGGGCAGAAGCGGGCACCCUCUUCCACAACCAGACCUCGGUGACGGUGGACAGCCGAGGGGCCUCUGUGUUCAUCCAGACCGACAAGCCCGUGUACAGGCCCCAGCACCGAGUGCACGUCAACGUCUUCACCGUGUCCCCAGACCUGAGGCCUGUCCAUGGGAAGGUGGACGCGUACGUCCUGGACCCCCGCGGCUCUCGGGUGAUGGAGUGGCGGUGCCUGAAGACGCCAUGCUGCGGCGUCACCAACAUGAGCUUUCCCCUGUCCGACCAGCCCGUGUUGGGGGAGUGGUUCGUCUUUGUGGAGAUGCAGGGCCACCUGUACAACAGGUCCUUUGAGGUCCAGAAGUACGUGCUGCCCAGAUUUGAGCUCCUGAUCGCCCCUCCCCCGUACAUCCGAGACCUGGACGCCUGUGAGAAGGCCGCUGUGCAGGCCAGGUACACCUUUGGGAAGCCCGUGUCCGGGACCUUAACGAUAAACAUGACUGUGCACGGAGUGGGGUACUACAGCCACGAGGUGGGGCGCCCCGUCCUCAGAACUAUGAAGAUCCUGGGCUCCCAGGCCUUUGACAUCUGCGUGAGGGACCUGAUCCCGGUGGACGUCCCCGAGCACUUCCGGGGCAGGGUCAGCAUCUGGGCCACAGUGACCAGCGUGGAUGGGGGUCAGCAGGUGGCCUUCGACGACUCCACCCCUGUCCAGAGGCAGCUGGUGGACAUCCGCUACUCCAGGGACACGCGGAGACAGUUCAAGCCAGGCCUGGCCUACGUGGGGAAGGUGGAGCUCUCCUACCCCGACGGCAGCCCAGCCGAGGGCGUGACGGUGCAGGUCAAGGCGGAGCUGAUGCCCAGGGACAACAUCUACACCCGCGAGUUCGUGUCCCAGGGUGGGCUCGUGCGGUUCGAAAUCCCCUCCAUCCCCAUGUCAGCCCAGCGAGUGUGGCUAGAGACCAAGGUGACGGCACUGGACGGGAAGCCCGUGGGGGCCCAGUACCUGCCCAGUUACCUCGCCCUUGGCAGCUGGUACUCCCCCAGUCAGUGCCACCUGCAGUUACAGCCGCCCUCGCGUCCCCUGCAGGUUGGGGAGGAGGCCCGUUUUUCUGUGCAGUCUACGUGUCCCUGUAACUUCACCCUGUACUACGAGGUGGCCGCUCGGGGCAACAUCGUGCUCUCCGGCCAGCAGCCCGCCCACAUCACCCUGCAGCGGAGCAGGCGGGCGGCCCCGGCUCCGGAGAAGCCCAUUCGCUUGACGCACCUUUCGGAGACGGAGCCCCCUCCCGCCCCAGCCGCUGAGGUCAACGUGUGCGUGACCUCUCUCCGACUGGCCGUGACCCCCAGCAUGGUCCCGCUUGGCCGCCUGCUGGUUCUGUACGUCAGGGAGGAUGGAGAAGGGGUCACCGACAGCCUCCAGUUUGCAGUCGAGAAUUACUUCGAAAACCAGGUUUCACUGACGUAUUCGGCAAACGAGACCCGUCCCGGGGAGGUGGUGGACCUCUGGGUCAGGGCCGCGAGGGGCAGCUGCGUGUGCAUUGCCGCGGUGGACAGGAGCGUCUACCUGCUCAGGUCUGGGUUUCGGCUGACUCCGGCCCAGGUUUUCCGGGAACUGGAAGACUACGACGUUUCCGACGCCUUCGGUGUGUCCAGGGAGGACGGAGCGUCCUGGUGGGCGGGGCUGACCGCUCGACGGCGCCGGCGCUCCUCUGCCUUCCCGUGGCCCUGGGGUGUCACCAAGGACUCGGGAUUUGCCUUCACCGAAACAGGACUAGUGGUGAUGACCAACAGGGUCAGCCUGAACCACCGGCAGGAUGGCAGCCUCUACACCGACGAGGUUGUCCCGGCUUUCCAGCCCCACACAGGGACCCUGAUGGCCGUGGCGCCUUCCAGGCAACCCCCCAGAGCAGAGAAGAGAAAAAGGACGUUCUUCCCCGAGACGUGGCUUUGGCGGUGUGUCAACGUCAGUGACCCGUCCGGGGAGGAGACCCUCAGUCUGCAGGUGCCUGACUCCAUCACCAGCUGGGUGGGGGAGGCCGUGGGCCUCUCCACCUCACGGGGCCUGGGAAUUGCCGAGCCCGCCCUGCUGAAGACCUUCAAGCCCUUCUUCCUGGACUUCACGCUGCCCCCUCUUGUCGUCCGCGGGGAGCAGGUCAAGGUCCCACUCAGUGUCUACAACUACUUGGGCACCUGUGCUGAGGUGCACGUGAAGAUCUCCGUGCCCAAGGGCGUCCAGCUGGUGGGGCACCCCGGCAGACGGCACCUGACCAAGGAGAUGUGUGUGGCCCCCGGGGAGACGGGACCCACCUGGGUCGUCCUGUCCUUCAGCAACCUGGGGCUCAGCAACAUCACAGCCAAAGCCCUGGCCUAUGGAGACGCAGGCUGCUGCCGGGACAGGAGGCCCAGCAGACACGCAGAGGAGGGUCCCCCCGACAGGAGGGUCCCCGCCGGGGCGGAUCACAUCCGGCGCAGCCUAACCGUGGAGCCUGAAGGGGCGCCGCGGUCCUACACCUACAGUGCUUUCUUCUGUCCCAACGUCCUGGGCAUCACCGUGGGGCCCACCCAGCCUGGGUCUCCCCUGCCAACCCUACGCCCCCACCCGGACUCCUCUAUGGUGGCCAUAGAAACCGCGUCCCUCACCGACAGACAGAGCGCCCGCUGCCCUCAGCAAUGCUGGGGGCGAGGGGGCGACACGCCGCUGAGCCCUUUCCUGCAGGGGCCCAGCUUGGCCGCCUGCUCCCCACCCGAGAAACCUGUGUACGUCUGGCUGAUCCCCAGAGGCCCCCAGGAGGUGACCCUGCUCGGUGACACCCCCAGCCCCACCGCAUCCUCUUUCAGGCUCACAGCCUUUGUCCUGAAGUCCUUCGCGCAGGCGCGGAGCUUCAUAUUCAUCGACCCCCAGGAGCUGGCCGCUGCCAAGGGCUGGAUCAUCCAGCAGCAGGGAGCUGACGGCGCCUUCCCCGUGGUGGGCAGGAUCCUGAACAAGGACAUCCAGGGUGGGAUCCACGGUGCAGUCCCGCUGACGGCCUACGUGGUGGCUGCUCUCCUGGAGACUGGCACAGUGUCCGAGGAGGAGAGGGCCGCCGUUGCCAAAGCAAGACACUUCCUGGAGUCCAGGGGGCCCCUGGCCACAGAUCCCUACAGCCAUGCUCUGACCGCCUACGCGCUGACCCUGCUCCACAGCCCCGCAGCCCCUGAGGCCCUGCGCAAGCUCCGCAGCCUCGCCAUCACACAGGAUGGAGUCACCCACUGGAGCCUGACAGGUUCCCGGGGCGUGGACAAGGACGCAUUCCUGAGCUUCGGGGAUGGGGUCUCUCGGUCAGUGGUCUCAGCAGAGGUGGAAAUGACCGCCUACGCCCUGCUGACCUACACCCUCCUGGGUGACGUGGCCGCCGCCCUGCCCGCGGUGAAGUGGCUGUCCCAGCAGCGGAAUGCCCUUGGGGGCUUCUCUUCCACUCAGGACACCUGCGUGGCCCUGCAGGCCCUGGCAGAGUACGCCAUCUUGUCCUAUGCUGGCGGUGUCAACCUCACGGUCUCCCUGGCCUCCACCAACCUGGACUACCAGGAGACCUUCACGCUGCACAGGGCCAACCGGAAGGUUCUGCAGAUGGCGGCGAUCCCCAGCCUCCCGACCGGGCUGUUCGUGAGCGCCAGGGGAGACGGCUGCUGCCUCCUGCAGAUCGAUGUCACCUACCACGUGCCCGACCCCGUGACCAAGCCUGCCUUCCAGUUGCUGGUGCGCCUGGAGGAGCCCGAGGCUGAGGGGCGCCCGUCCCCUGUGCCCGCCUCCUCGGCUGGGGGCCCGCGGGGUGGGGAGCAGCACCUGGCUGACGAUGACGACCCCGCGGCUGACCAGCACCACCAGGAGUACAAGGUGACGCUGGAGGUGUGUGCCAGGUGGCUGCACACAGGGUCUUCCAACAUGGCCGUCCUUGAGGUGCCCCUGCUGUCCGGCUUUCGGGCUGACAUUGAGAGCCUGGAGCAGCUGCUCCUUGACAGACACAUCGGGAUGAAGAGGUACGAGGUGGCCGGACGCAGGGUCCUCUUCUACUUUGACGAGAUCCCCAGCCAGUGCCUGACGUGCGUGAAGUUCCAGGCGCUCCGUGAGUACGUCGUGGGCAGGACCUCGGCGCUGCCCAUCUCGGUGUACGACUACUACGAGCCUGCCUUCCAGGCCACGCGCUUCUACAACGUCAGCGCGCGCAGCCCACUUGCCCGGGAGCUGUGCGCGGGCCCCGCGUGCAACGAGGUGGAGCGCGCCCCAGCCCAGAGUCGCGGCUGGUCCCCGGGCGAGCUGGGCCCCGCGGUGGCCCCUGAGGAGGGGGCGGCGAUGGCACGCUGCGGCUGCGCUCGCGACUGUGGCGCCCACGCGGACCCCGUGUGCGGCUCGGAUGGCGUUGUCUACACUAGCGCCUGCCACCUGCAGGAGGCCGCCUGCCGCCGGCGCGCGCACCUGGAACCCGCGCCCCCGGGUCUCUGCGCCCUCGAGCAGCAGCCACCAGCCUCUGCGUCCCACUCCUACGAUGACGACCCAGCCCUCCUGGGGCCUGGACACGCACAGCAGGGCAACAGGCUGAGCGCAGCUGGCCUCGAAGAAGCCCUGCGCUGGACCCCCGAGCCUGAGGGGGAGGCAGAGGGCAGCCAGAGCGGUUUCUCUUCCUAACGGCCACCACACUCGAAGCAGGAUGGCGCCAUCUGCCUGCCUGGUCCCUGUCAGCCCGUG
This is a messenger RNA of Marmota flaviventris (yellow-bellied marmot), 5043 nucleotides long. Lineage: Eukaryota; Metazoa; Chordata; Mammalia; Rodentia; Sciuridae. The record is from RefSeq and is a predicted model, not a curated record.